This is a messenger RNA of Drosophila subobscura, 2620 nucleotides long. RefSeq names its product chromatin assembly factor 1 subunit B (gene Caf1-105). Gene Ontology annotation, molecular function: protein binding. Gene Ontology annotation, biological process: DNA replication-dependent chromatin assembly; nucleosome assembly. The transcript is spliced from 2 exons. Gene Ontology annotation, cellular component: CAF-1 complex; nucleus. NCBI's taxonomy places the organism in Eukaryota, Metazoa, Arthropoda, Insecta, Diptera, Drosophilidae. Bases 105 to 2552 code for a protein of 815 amino acids. The record is from RefSeq and is a predicted model, not a curated record.
AGGUCCCACUUUGCGUUUUAGGCGCGAAAAAGUCCGCAUAUUUUUCAUCAAUUACAAUUAUUAAGUUCAUGAUACAUAGAUUAAGUUAAAAGUAGAGUAACAACAUGAAGUGCAAGAUACCGGAGAUCUCGUGGCACAACCGCGAUCCAGUUUUGAGUGUGGACAUUCAGAUGAAUGGGCAGGGGCUGCGAUCGCCUACGAUUUGCCGACUCGCCUCGGGGGGAACAGAUGCACAUGUCCUGAUCUGGUACGUGAAUCGGUGCGAUAAUGGAGAUGGUGUCGACUUGGAGCUGGCUGUGGAUCUGUCCCGACAUCAGCGGGCGGUUAACACAGUUCGCUGGUCGCCCAAUGGCGAGCUACUGGCCUCCGGAGAUGACGAGAGCGUUGUUUUUAUAUGGAAACAAAAGGCCGACCAUGAAGUCCUCAACAUUUUGGACGCCGAUUCAUGUAGUCAGCAAGAUAAGGAGUCGUGGGUGACGCUGAAAGUGCUGCGGGGUCACAGAGAGGACAUCUAUGAUCUGAGCUGGGCCCCAAAUUCACAAUUCCUUGUGACAGGGUCAGUGGACAACACGGCGAUGGUGUGGGAUGUCUACAAAGGAAAGUCCCUGGCUAUUCUGGAGGAUCACAAGGGCUACGUACAGGGCGUGGCCUGGGACCCGUGCAAUCAAUUCAUAGCCACAAUGAGCACCGAUAGACAAUUGCGUAUCUUUGAUACCAACACCAAGCGAGUGGUCCACAGGGUAGCCAAGUGCACACUGCCUGUUCAGGAGGGCCAUGCAAUGCAUGGGAAGAACAUACGGCUCUAUCAUGAUGGCUCUCUGCAGACUUUUUUCCGUCGCUUGUGCUUCACUCCAGACGGCAAGUUGUUGAUCACUCCCGCGGGCAUCACCGACUACGAUGGCGUCUUGAAACCGGUUAACACCACAUACGGCUUCAGUCGUUACGACUUAACGCGGCCGGCCUUUGUACUGCCCUUUCCGCAGGAGUACGCGGUUGCUGUGCGCUGCUCUCCGGUACUGUACCGUCUGAGACCGUACAAUGCAGAUAAGAAUCCACCAGUCAUCUCGCUGCCCUACCGCAUGAUCUAUGCCGUCGCCACCAAGAACUCUGUGUUCUUCUAUGACACCCAGCAGGCUGUACCGUUCGCCAUCGUCUCGAAUAUUCACUACACUAGGCUGACAGACCUGACCUGGUCGAGUGACGGGACUGUACUGAUUGUUUCAAGCACGGAUGGCUUCUGUUCGCUGUUGCACUUUGAGAUCGAUGAGUUGGGCGAGCGCUAUGAGGAAAUGGAUGCAGUGCUGUGCGCUGCCAUUAAGAGUUCAGAGAAUGCACCGCCGCCAAGGAAAAAUAAAGCGAAGGCUAGAAAGGGAUCGGCAGAUGAGAGACCAGCCACACGGAAACCACUGCAGGAGAAGACCAAGGCCAAUCUCAAAAGAAACACUCCAGAAUCAAACAUUAAAGCAGACACAGAGAUUGAUGCUGAUGUCGAAAAUGAUUCGUCCAUGCAUAGUGCCAGUUCGUCCAUCUCCACCAGCCCCAAGCAAAAGACGAAUGCAGAGGUAGAGGCCGAGGUCAAGCCAAAAUCGAUCUCCUUUAGGCGCUCCCCUCGCAAAGUCAAUGCAACGACCACACCCGCACCAGCACCGAUUGCAAUACGCCGUUCGCCGCGUAAGCCGGAAGAUUCGGAUAAAGGCGCCUCCCAGAUCUCUGCCAAGCGCAAGAUUGAUCAGACACCAAAACCUAUCAACAUACGCCGCUCGCCCCGAAAAACUGAGGACACCGAAGCCUUCCCCAUAUCUGGGAAACGCAAGAUCAGUCCAUUGCCAGAGCCUCCGACAAAGAAGCAGCUGACAGCUAUCGCUGGCACUACACAGGCACCCACACACCAAUCACCCGUUAAGAAGGAGGACGAAGAAGCCAACGACGUGAAGGCCUUGUCGAUUUCUGUGAAACGCAAGAGCAGCCCAAUGCCAGAGCCACCGACAAAGAAGCAUCAGUCGGAAAUCGCUGGUAUUGCUGUUCUGGACAAGGAGAUUAUUAGCUCUGAGGAGAAGUUCGAGUCACCCGAGAAGAAAUGCCGUCCUGCUACCCCCAUUCAAAUUCGUCGCCAGCCCCGCACGCCCGGAAGCUCCAGUAGCUUCUCUCUCACACCCAAGAGCGUGAGCCAACCCGCCAAAACAGCAACGCCAAUUGCCGUGAGGCGUACUCCCCGCGUACUCGUCGAAAUGCCUGUCAACUCUCCAGUCGCUCCCAUGGAAGAGGCCAUGGAUGCUUGGCCCCUCGAAGAGGAUAGUACUCCCAUGCCAACGUCUACAAAGGAACAAUUGCCGGAGACAAAUGAACAGGCAAAGAAUCCAAUGUCCAUCAGUGACAGCACCUGUGAACGCACUGAGGAUAUACGUCUGGUCUAUGAGGACACGCAGGAGGAGGCGGAGACCCCUGUAAAAGCGACAGCGGCGAAACCUUCAACGCCCAACAACAAGACGCCGCGGCGGGUCUCCUUGCGCACCAUCUCCACGCCCAAGUCGAAAAAGAAACUGCUGGAAUAAGCAGAGCAAUAGCUUAGACGUAAAUAAUUAUAGACUUAUACAAAGUUAUACACAAAUUAAACAACAAA